AUGUCCACUAAUCAACCGUCACAGGCGGUCCAGAUCGUCAAUGAAGACCAGCACUUCAACAAAAACAUCUUGUCGUAUGUCAAUGGCAUCACCACCAAUGACAUUGGGCUCAAUUACCACAUCAUCUCAGUGUUUGGUUCCCAAUCUACAGGGAAAUCCACGCUUCUUAACGCCCUUUUUGGCACCAAGUUCGACGUGAUGAACGAAUCCAAAAGACAACAAACCACCAAAGGGAUUUGGUUAGCGUAUGCCUCGCAGAUUGCCUCAAAAAAUGACCACAUUGUCAAUGAUCCACAAACGAGUCCUACCAAAAACAACAACCAUAAUAACAUUCUUGUGAUGGACGUUGAAGGUACUGAUGGGAGAGAACGUGGUGAGGACCAAGAUUUCGAAAGAAAGGCGGCGCUAUUUGCGUUAUCGACCUCCGAAAUCUUGAUUGUCAAUAUUUGGGAACACCAAGUGGGAUUGUACCAAGGAGCCAACAUGGGGUUGUUGAAGACGGUAUUCGAAGUGAAUUUGUCAUUGUUUGCCCAUAGUAACCCAAAGAAGUGUCUUUUAUUGUUUGUCAUUAGAGAUCAUGUCGGGACUACUCCGUUGGACAGUUUGAGCCAGGUGUUAACUGAGGACAUCACCAAGAUCUGGGACAGCUUGAACAAACCAAAGGAACUAGCCAAUGCGAAAUUGCUGGACUAUUUCGACUUGGGGUUCACCUCGUUGUCCCACAAGAUUUUGAAACCCGAAGAAUUUGUCAGUGACGUGGGGAGAUUUGGGGAUGAUUUGAACGACGGCGGGGAAAAAUACUUCAAACCACAGUAUCAUAAAGAAGUGCCAUUCGAUGGGUGGACGGUGUAUUCUGAGAAUAUUUGGGACCAGAUUGUGCAAAACAAGGAAUUGGACUUGCCAACCCAACAAGUGUUGGUCUCGAGGUUCAGAUGUGAUGAGAUCAUUACCGCGUCGAUGGAAAUCUUCGACACCAAUUUCAAGCGUGAAUUUCCAAAUUUCGACGGGAAAAACUUAAAGAUAGCCGGGGAUAUUCUGGAAGUGUUUAGCGGUUUGAAGAAAGAGCCGCUUGAGAACUAUGAUAAUUUGGCUUCGAGAUAUACCAAGAGUGUGUACGUUGAGAGAAGGAAACAAUUGGUGGAAAAAAUCGAUACUCAACUCGGACAGAUAUAUAAGACCUAUUUGAGUAAUAUCAAGAAAUCGGCGCUUCAAUUGUUUCAUGAUAAAAUUGUCGAAUUGAAGCUGAAAAAAUCACCAUUCACCGAAACUAUGGACACUGCCAGUGCCACUGGGUUGCAAUACUUUAAUGCCAACGUGAUUAAAGACAAUGCAAGUUUCAAGCACGAUAUUGAACUAGAAGAGUUGGAAAAAUCGUUACAGGAGUUGGUGGAAUCUCAAAGAACAAGAGAAAUCAAGUCGUUGAGCGGGAGAAUCGCCAAAAAAUUCAAUAGUGAGCUCAAGCAGAAAGUCAGCUAUUUACUUAACUCCCCCAAUGAAAAGACCUGGGACGAGAUUUCCUAUGUAUUUAAUGAGCUUGUAACUAAAGGCUUGGCGCCAUAUAAAAAGGGCAGCGGCUAUGAUUUUGGGCUUGGGUUGACUCCACAAAGAAACGAGAGAUUCUAUUAUAAAUUGAAGAAAAACUAUUGGAAAGCUUUUGGAACUAUCAUCCAUGAUUAUUUGAGUGAGGACAACGUGGUGAAGAUUCUUAGGGAUAAGUUUGAGGAUAAGUUUCGGUACGAUGAAGAAGGGAUUCCGAUGGUGUGGAAGAAUUCUGUGGAGAUUGACAUUCAAUACAAGAAUGCCAGAUCUGCGGCAUUGGCUUUGUUACCGAUCCUUUCUUUAGCCAAGACCAGUGACAAUAUUGAAAUUGUUCCUGAUUUACCAGACGUUGAGAUUUCUGGGGAUGAUGAUGUUGAUGAAGAAGAAGAAGAAGAUGAUGAUUUUGACCAACUGGAAUUCGCGCAUAUUUUAUCGGAUAUUCAACAAAAUAAUGUUUCUGGCAAGUUUAAGAAACAGAUUGACAUUAUUUACAUUGAUGCUAAACGGUCGACUAUCCAAUCGAUCUCGUCUAUUCCAUACUGGAUCUACGUGGUGAUUGUGAUUCUUGGAUGGAACGAGUUCAUGGCGGUGAUCCGCAACCCAUUAUAUUUCACCUUCUUGUCGAUUCUCUUGGUGGCGGCGUAUUUCAUCCAUCAAUUGAAUUUGUGGGGGCCGGUGAAGUUGGUGGUGAGCAACACCAUCAACGAGACUGCCAAGGUGUCGAAGGCGAAGCUUCGGGAGAUUUUGGUGGAGGAGCAUGAGCCAGCUGAGUCGAUUGCUAUGAAAGAUUUGAAGGAGUGA
Saccharomycopsis crataegensis is the source of this 2340-nucleotide messenger RNA. RefSeq names its product dynamin-like GTPase SEY1 (gene SEY1). Gene Ontology annotation, cellular component: endoplasmic reticulum. Bases 1 to 2340 code for a protein of 779 amino acids. NCBI's taxonomy places the organism in Eukaryota, Fungi, Ascomycota, Saccharomycetes, Ascoideales, Saccharomycopsidaceae. The record is from RefSeq and is a predicted model, not a curated record. The transcript has a single exon. Gene Ontology annotation, molecular function: GTPase activity; GTP binding. Gene Ontology annotation, biological process: endoplasmic reticulum membrane fusion.